This is a messenger RNA of Racocetra persica, 181 nucleotides long. Lineage: Eukaryota; Fungi; Glomeromycota; Glomeromycetes; Diversisporales; Gigasporaceae. The record is from the annotation of a GenBank genome assembly.
UUUACAAUUCGGUGGUAAAUUGUUCAAUUUAACUGGCUCGGAAUAUAUUUUGAAAGCUCAAAAUCAAUGUAUUUCUGGAUUUAUGGGUCUUGAUAUUCCUGAACCACUUGGACCUAUUUGGAUCAUCGGUGAUGUUUUCCUCCGUAAAUACUAUACAGUUUAUGAUCUUGGCAAUGAUAGG